AUGCUGGCCUCAUCUCUUCACUCGAAAAUGGAUGUUCUAUCGUCAGUGGUUGUUAUGGGUUUUCUAGCAUUCUUCGCCCUCUUCGCCUUGCUGUUCGUUGGAUUUCAACUUCAUAAUGAGACCGUGCAUAUUAUCCGGCUCUCGACCAGCAUCAUCAAUUCUCGACCGGAUUGGCUCAGUGCCGCGAGAAACUUCACCGAAGAUAAGUUGGAAGAUCAUGAUAUUGACAUUGACCAGUACGUGCAGCAGGGCUACGAACAAGGCCGUGCAUGGCUUGCAUCAAACGUACGUUCCCUGGUACCACAGGACAGCAUCAGAGCGGACAUGCUCGAAAAACAAGUGAUGAAGGUUGUGGACAAUCUCUACCGAAUGUGGGAAGAAAGAGAUACCGCCAGGCCAACUGCUGCUUCACCAGAAGGUGAAGUGCGGGACUGGAAGACGCAGUUAAUGUCAAUCACGGACUUACGCGCUCUGAAACAGGAAAUCACCUUGAUCGUGAGAGAAAACCUGGAUACAUUAAUGGGUGUGGCUCGCUCUGUAUGGUCGGUGUUGUCGGUGAAUCUUACGUUUGUUCUAUCACUGAUGGGUGCCCUUGCUGGGCUUCUCUUGAGCUUUGGAAUGGACAUACUCAACACUAUAAUCGAAUUGAUUGUGUUCCUCACCAUGGUCUACUAUCUUCUCUCAGCGUCUAGAGAUCGAUGGCUACCGAUCCAGUGGUUCAGUGAUUUAGCGCAGUUGGCUACCAUCUCUGAUACGUCAAGUCCUCCGACGAGAACGGGUAAACCAUCGGUAAUGGACUACGAUGUCACCGGUGCCAUUGAACAGGCGAUUUUUGGAGUUUUCGUGUUGUCGUCAAAAAUGGCUGUUUUCUAUGGGCUGUAUACAUACUUCGUCCACAGCCUUUUCGAUCUGAACGUGGUGUUUGUUCCAUGCAUGCUUGCCUCUCUCUUUGCUGCUAUUCCGAUCAUGCCACCAUACAUUGUGUGCAUUUUUGGAUUUUUGGAGUUGUGGCUGGUCCGAAGUGAGUUGUCUGUGGCGAUCGUAUUUGUUAUCAUGUCGUUUGCACCGUCGAUGUUCGUUGAUGCGACGUUUUACAGAGAAGUCAAAUUUUCUCAUCCCAUAUGUGACUGGUCUGUCAAUUCUUGGAGGCAUGUAUUGGCUUGGACUGCA
Ostertagia ostertagi is the source of this 1170-nucleotide messenger RNA. NCBI's taxonomy places the organism in Eukaryota, Metazoa, Nematoda, Chromadorea, Rhabditida, Trichostrongylidae. The record is from the annotation of a GenBank genome assembly.